CACACUGCUCACCUGUGUGUCAAUCCUCUGCAGAGAAGGCUGUGCCGAGGGCUGCCUAUAAAUGCCAGGGCCGCACAGCCCUGCCAGUGCACUGUGUCUCCUUGGCUCUGAGUACAAGAAGAUGGCAGCUGAAAUGUCACAGCUGGAAAGCAGCUUAAACACCAUUAUCGACACCUUCCACCACUACUCUACGAAAGAGGGGCACAAGGACACCUUAAACAAGAAGGAAUUCAGCGGUCUGGUGAAAACUGAGCUGCCAAACUUCCUUAAGUGUGAGAGUAGGGACGAAGCAGAGAUAAAUGAUAUCUUGGAGGACCUGGACACGAACCAGGACCAGCAGCUGAGCUUCGAGGAGGUCAUCAUGCUGUUCGCCAAGCUGAUUAAUGCCACCCACGAGAAGAUGCACGAGGGGGGUCACCACCGUGGCCAUGACCAUAGCCAUGGGCCAGGCCUUGGAGAGGGCGGCCAAGGCAAGGGUUGCUAGUAAUCUGGAGACCAGGCCACCUACCCUUGCCUGACCAGGUGCAUGAAAAGUGUGUCACAUCAUCUUAAAUGUGGGGCUGGGAGGGGGUAAAUAAAGUUGUCCUAUACGC
This is a messenger RNA of Octodon degus (degu), 593 nucleotides long. It is a transcript of the gene S100a9, whose product is annotated as S100 calcium binding protein A9. The record is from RefSeq and is a predicted model, not a curated record. The transcript is spliced from 3 exons. Gene Ontology annotation, cellular component: extracellular exosome; nucleus; cytoplasm. Bases 62 to 484 code for a protein of 140 amino acids. Gene Ontology annotation, molecular function: calcium ion binding. Gene Ontology annotation, biological process: autocrine signaling; peptidyl-cysteine S-nitrosylation; astrocyte development. Lineage: Eukaryota; Metazoa; Chordata; Mammalia; Rodentia; Octodontidae.